AUGCCGCCCUCAUCCCUCGUCGCUUUCUUGCGGCGCGUCUGCUUCGAUGACUACGGCUAUACCUUUGCUUUCCCAGCCUUGACUAUAUCGACCCUUGCGCUCUCUCAGGCCGUCAUCAGACGCAUCAGCUUCACCGAAAUCGACUUCCAGACCUACAUUGCACAGGCUGCUCUCUUCCUCGAUGGCGAACGUGAUUACGCGAAGAUCGACCCAAAGGGCGGGAGCGGACCCUGUGUCUACCCAGCCGUCCACCUCUACAUCUACUCAUUCUUCAAUUGGCUCACAGAUGGAGGCGCCAACAUUCUGCCGGCUCAGAACGUAUUUGCGGGGCUCCUGACGGCGAUAAACCUUAUCGCUGCCCUCCUUUACCGACAAGCAGGCAUGCCUCCAAUCACCGUUCUGCCGCUGAUUCUGUCAAAGCGCAUCUAUUCCAUCUUCCUGCUUCGGAUGUUCAACGACCCCUUCGCUAUCUUCCUCGUCUAUCUUGCUCUCUUCGCAGCAGUCAACACCAAGUGGAAGCUAUCGGCCCUCCUCUUCAGCCUUGGAUUGGGCGUCAAGAUGAACGUCCUCCUCUUCCUGCCCGGGGUCGCCGCAACUGCCUUCUACUACAGAGGCGUAAAGGGCGCGAUCGCGUACAUGACGAUCGUCGUCUUGGUUCAAGCGUUGGUUUCCCUACCGUUCACUUUGCAAGAUCCGCAUGCAUACCUCAAGGGGGCUUUUGACUUCUCGAGAGCCUUUCUCUACGUCUGGACUGUCAAUUGGCGAUUCGUUCCCGAGGCUACCUUCCUGUCCCAGCAUUUUGCUAAGGGUCUCCUCGCAACUCACGCCCUCCUUCUCGCGCUUUUUAGCCUGUUCCGCUGGACAUCGAUCGGCUCGCAAGGACCUCAGUGGAUUGUGCAGAACCUGUCCAACAAAGCUCGAAAACUCAGCCUAGUAGACAAGCGCGCGAUCCUCUGUUGCGCAUUCAGCGCCAACGUGAUCGGCUUACUUUGCUCUCGAAGCUUACAUUACCAGUUCUAUUCGUGGUACUUCCAUCAAGUGCCCUUGCUCUUGUGGUUCUCCAAGCUGCCGGUAUUCAUCAAGCUCCUUGUGCCGGUCGCCCUCGAAUGGUGCUGGAAUGUCUUCCCUUCCACGAAGGAGUCGUCGCAGGUGCUCCUCGCCAGCCACGUCGUUCUCGUUUUUGGCUGUUACACUCUCCCUGGCCCGGUCGCAGAUCGGCAAGUGGCAACACCAGAGCUUCACGACGAGGAAUACGAGGAAGACGAGGAAGAGGACGAGGUCGACAACUUGCUGUCGACCGAUGGUCUUCGCGCAAGCCGCAAGGAGGCAUUCGAUGCAGACCGAGAGACAGAGUCCGACGACGAGGACAAAGCAACAAAACGAGAGGUAGCUCUACAGCGCAUCGCCCAAGCCCGGCAGGCCAAGGCGGAGAAAGAGGCAAAGCUGCGAAAAGCCUUCCGACGCCGCAUCGCGACCCGGCGUCGUGUAUUGGCGCUUCUCGGCAGAGCCUCGCUUGUCCUCCGUCCAGUUCUCGUUCUUCUCAGCGUGGCGCUCAUCUUCGUCGUGCCACAUCCGCGAUCGCCGGUGUCCAAGGGCACCUACGUCGACGAAAAUGCCCUUCAACCUGGUCAAGCACGCGUUUAUUGGGACUACUUUGACGUCACGUACGCCGAUAUGCUCUCUGAAAAGGUGUCCCUCUUAGACGACGCCUCCGGUGCGGAGCGUGCCGACUUCGUCUUUUCCGAGCUCCACUCAUACGGUCUCGAGACGAAUCGCCAAAAUUAUCGUCACGAUGCACCACUACAAAAUCGCGACUUGGUGCUAUCCGGUACAAACGUCUAUGCCAGGUCGGCAACACCGCGAAUCGAUGGCCGCGAAGCUAUCAUCCUCACUGCAAGCUGGCGCAGCCGGUGGCAAGGCGAAAACGACCCCUUUGGACCUGCUGAUAACACCACUGAUGCGCAGAGCACCGACUCUCGUCGGCGGACCAACGUACGUGGUGUCGCUUCUCUCCUCGUUCUUGCUCGCUACCUGUCCACGCAGGCCCAUUUGAGUAAGGAUCUCAUCUUUGUCAUCAGCGACGGCUACCUCGAAGGCAUCCACGCAUGGUCUUCGGCCUACUUCGGCAGCGUUCCCGACGGGCUCAAAGUCGAUCCAGUAGCGGCAGGAGGUUCGCAGGUGUGGAACGCCAUCUCCAUCGACUAUCCCGCUGACUCUUUCUCUUCUCUAGAAGUCCAGUACGAAGGCUUUGAUGGUCAAUUGCCGAAUAUGGACGUUGUCAACACGGUCGUACGCAUCGCCGAUAGCGUGGCUGGAGGUAUGCCCGUCACCUUCGGUCAAAAGUCGGCCCAAUCACUACUGAAAGUGCCAGUGCAGAGGCUAGCUCAGCGAUGGGGCGUCAAGCUGCGUCCAGACGUCGAGUACGAACUCGUCAACUACGAGAACGGUGUUCGCGGUUCGUUGCGACAGGUGGGCUUCGGCGUGCCCGGACGAGCCAGUGGCCCACACGGCUUCUUCCAAAGACACCACGUCGACGCAGUCACACUCUACGCAGUCCCCGCAACAGGGCCAUACGGGUUUUUCCACAUGGGCAGACUCAUCGAAUCUUUCGUGCGCUCCAUGUCGAAUCUGCUGGAGAGACUCCAUCAUUCGAAAUUCUUCUACCUCCUUCUCAAUCCGCGUCGAUUCGUUCCGAUUGGCACGGCGAUCCUGAUUCCACUCUUUCUGUCGAUCGCGCUGACCAUCGGUGGCAUGGCACUCUGGUUCUCGGAAGAGGAAAUCUCAAGGCGGGAGCGCGAAGCUGUCCUUUCGGGGCUCGAUCAACGGCUUAGCAAGGAGGCGGACGUUCCGCCGGAGGCGCCAACGAUGGCUUGGUAUCGCGAGAAGGCGGUGGGGCUGCACCUUGCGGUUGUAGAAGGAGAAGACAAUGUGCAGGGUAGGAUAGACGGCAAUGCCGACAGGCUGGGGGAAUCGAUGAGGCCGAUCGCAACGACGCUCGCGUGCGUCGCUUCGACUGUCCUGGGAGGAGCAGUGGUGCUGUGGCACGGCGACGACUUGCUCGAAAAGCAAACAGAGAACCCAAUGAUGCCUGCUUUUGCGGCACGGGCAGUCCUGCUAGCUUUCCCACUCAUCGUGGCGCUGAUUCUCCGCUCUCGUUGCACCACGCAGCGUGCGCGUCGGGUCGGCUCGCUUCUGAUCGCAUUUGCCUAUCUGCAAGCCGGCAUGCUAGUGGCAGUCUUGAGCGUGUUGAAUUUUGCUCUUGCUGCUUUCCUCGCCAUCUUGACGUAUGCUGCGCUCAGAAUUGCGUCCGGCAGGCCAUCUCCAUCGCCAGCUUCCACCACGGACGCUCUCUCGCCGGUUCGCCUCGUUCGGGGUGCAGCGACGCUGCUCUUCAGUCCCGUCCUCUGGUCAGCGGUCCUGCAUUCUUCCUUCGGCGUCGAAGCGAUUAGAAACGAGGUGGCCGCGCUUGCAACACACUGGAAGCUGUUCGGAUCGGCCACUGUGCCAAUACUUUGCGUCGCCUACCUGCCCAUCAUCUGGCAGGCACAGCUGGGUGCCUUGCUCCGCGCGUGA
This is a messenger RNA of Kalmanozyma brasiliensis GHG001, 3573 nucleotides long. RefSeq names its product Glycosyltransferase, ALG3. The coding region runs from base 1 to 3573 and encodes 1190 amino acids. The transcript is spliced from 2 exons. Lineage: Eukaryota; Fungi; Basidiomycota; Ustilaginomycetes; Ustilaginales. The record is from RefSeq and is a predicted model, not a curated record. Gene Ontology annotation, molecular function: dol-P-Man:Man(5)GlcNAc(2)-PP-Dol alpha-1,3-mannosyltransferase activity. Gene Ontology annotation, cellular component: membrane; endoplasmic reticulum; GPI-anchor transamidase complex.